Messenger RNA from Rosa chinensis, 1749 nucleotides. RefSeq names its product tryptophan synthase beta chain 1. NCBI's taxonomy places the organism in Eukaryota, Viridiplantae, Streptophyta, Magnoliopsida, Rosales, Rosaceae. Gene Ontology annotation, cellular component: chloroplast stroma; cytoplasm. The coding region runs from base 25 to 1443 and encodes 472 amino acids. The record is from RefSeq and is a predicted model, not a curated record. Gene Ontology annotation, molecular function: tryptophan synthase activity. The transcript has 5 exons. Gene Ontology annotation, biological process: L-tryptophan biosynthetic process.
UCUUUUCUUUCUCUCUCAAAUUCUAUGGCAGCCUCCACUAGCUCAACCACAGCUUGCAAAACCCACCCGAACCUAAUCACCGCGCCGCUCUCAAAACCUUACUCCUCCCGACUGCCCUUCAAGUUCCGGAAAUUUAACUCCCGUGCCACCGCCCCUUCCUCCAUCUCCUGCACUCUCGCCCGAGACUCCGCCGCUGCUGGUCUCCGGAUGGAUAGCCAGAGCGCAAACGGGUCGCUGGCGGGCCUGCCCCGACCCGAUUCCUUUGGCCGGUACGGGAAGUAUGGCGGAAAAUACGUCCCGGAAACGCUAAUGCACGCGCUCACCGAGCUUGAGACGGCGUUUCACGCGCUCGCUCAUGACGAAGAUUUUCAGACAGAGUUGAAUGGCAUUUUGAAGGACUAUGUUGGCAGGGAGACUCCCCUCUAUUUUGCAGAGCGGCUGACUGAACAUUACAAACGUCCUAAUGGUGAGGGGCCACACAUUUACUUGAAAAGAGAGGAUCUUAACCAUACUGGGGCUCACAAGAUCAACAAUGCUGUUGCCCAGGCUCUGUUAGCUAAGAAAUUGGGCAAGAAACGCAUAAUUGCCGAGACUGGAGCUGGUCAACAUGGAGUUGCCACUGCAACAGUCUGUGCUCGGUUUGGAUUGCAGUGUAUCAUCUACAUGGGGGCCCAAGAUAUGGAGAGACAAGCUCUCAAUGUUUUCAGAAUGCGGCUUCUUGGUGCUGAGGUUAGGGGAGUCCAUGCUGGAACAGCCACAUUGAAGGAUGCUACUUCAGAAGCUAUAAGGGACUGGGUUACCAACGUAGAGACAACUCAUUAUAUUUUGGGUUCGGUUGCUGGCCCUCAUCCAUACCCUAUGAUGGUUCGUGAUUUCCACAAGGUAAUUGGUAGAGAAACAAGAAAACAGGCAUUGGAAAAGUGGGGUGGGAAACCAGAUGUUUUGGUAGCUUGUGUAGGUGGUGGCUCAAAUGCUAUGGGACUCUUCCAUGAGUUUGUGGAAGACAAAGACGUUCGAUUGAUUGGGGUGGAAGCUGCAGGCUUUGGAUUGGACAGCGGCAAACAUGCUGCAACCUUAACCAAAGGGGAUGUUGGGGUUUUGCAUGGAGCUAUGAGCUACUUGUUACAGGAUGAAGACGGCCAAAUUAUUGAGCCUCAUUCUAUAAGUGCAGGCUUGGAUUACCCUGGAGUUGGACCGGAGCAUAGUUUUCUGAAAGACUUGGGCCGUGCUGAAUACUAUAGCAUUACAGAUGAUGAAGCAUUGGAGGCCUUUAAAAGAUUGUCACGACUGGAGGGAAUAAUUCCGGCUCUGGAGACUUCUCAUGCACUGGCUUACUUAGAAAAGCUCUGCCCUACUCUUCCUGAUGGGACCAAAGUUGUGCUUAACUGUAGUGGCAGAGGGGAUAAGGAUGUUCAUACUGCCAUCAAACACUUGAAGGUUUGAUGCUGUCAUUACUGAACGAACCACAGUAUUAUCACAGUAAAACUAGGACCACAGGAAAUAAUGUGUCUUAUGUACUUGUCAUAUAGAGCCAUGUUAAUUAGGAAAUCAAUUUGUUGAUUGGGUGAUGAUGUCUCUUGGCAUCAACCAUCCAAGAACAGUUGAUCGCAAAUUUACUUUGAAUGGGAGGACUGUAUUCUACCUUUCUGCAAUGGUUUAAGCCUCUCUUGUCUUGCAAAUUUCUCUGGUUCCUGGACAAUGUCACUUCAAGUUUCUCAAAGAGGAAAAUGCCAAUCUUUUAUGAUUGAA